UUAUUCUCUACCAAUCAGGCCUCGUGCUCGUAGUGACGUCACGCGUGGUGGGUACGCGCUGCUCUCGGUCUUUUUUGUGAACUUGCAGAGAAGAGAGAGAAGCGAACUACGAGACAACUUUCACAAGCUGACGAUAAAAAGCGACACCAAAACCAGAAGGAAUUGACUCGGUUUUUUAUUUGAUUGAAUGCAAGAUAAAAUGGAUGAUUACGGGAAUCCACUUUCCGAAUUCGAGCUCAAGCGACUGGAAAAUAUCAGAAAAAACAACGAGCUUCUGAGAAGUCUAGGACUUUCUGUACCAAAGGACCCUAAAAUCCCCAAAAGAGUGAAAGUCGUUCAACCAAAAAGGAAGAAGAAGAAAAGUUUAAAGACUGGUCAGAGUCUAUUUGAUGCGAGUGACUCAAGUAGUGAAAGCAGCACAGAUAGUGAUGAAGAUUGGGUGCCAGGGGUCACCGAGGAGACCUUGAAAAAGAGGAAGAUGUUCCAAAAGUUUAGACCAGAGUUUCGUCCAAAAAGAAAUGAAACAGUGGGCACUAAUUCAUCAAGAAAAAAGAACUCCUUAACUGAAUGUAAGAAUACCCAGCAACAAGAGACAGUUGAUGACUUUGAAGAGCUGGGCCACAUAGCUGAGGAGCUAGAUGUUGACAGUUCUCUGUUUGACGAUGCUCCAUCUGACAAAGUAAAACACGACACGGGUGCAAGAUAUCCCAAGAGGCCUCGCGCUACACCGAGCAAUUACAGAGAAGCUGAGGUGCCAGAUGACGACCACUACUUGUUUUGUGAGGAAUGUCAAGAGCUUCACUAUGGAGAUUGCCCGAUCCAUGGCCCCUUGGAAAGCAUUCCAGACACAGCUGCAACCGCCAGUGCCAUGACAGCAGCAAGAUCGAGUCUUCCAAGCUGCCUAGAAAUCAGACCAUCACCCAUACUAAAUGCAGGGCUUGGUGUCUUUGCAAAGUCGUCGAUAGCAAAGCGUGUCAAGUUUGGUCCAUACAAAGGAAGAAAAGUCAAGAUCGAUGAUGAGCAAAUGGAUGAAGACACAAGCUACAUGUGGGAGAUAAGCAAAGAUGGCAAAUUCAACCAUUUUGUAGAUGGGCACAAUGAAGAAGACAGUAAUUGGAUGAGGUUCGUCAACUGUUCCCGCUGUGAAAGAGAGCAGAAUCUUGUAGCGUUCCAGUAUCGUGGACAGAUAUAUUACAGAUCCUACAAAGAUAUCAACCCUGGGGCAGAGCUGCUUGUGUGGUACGGGGACAAGUACGCUAACGACCUUGGAAUCGAGCUCGAGGAAAUGAAAAAUUCGACCGACCAAUCUUAUGAUCGUAAGUCUUUAUUACUUCUUCGUUGUUUUUGCUGCUGUUGAACAUAUUGUUGUCACUUGUUAUGUCACUUCAAAGAGA
Molecule: messenger RNA, 1394 nt
Organism: Nematostella vectensis (starlet sea anemone)
Lineage: Eukaryota; Metazoa; Cnidaria; Anthozoa; Actiniaria; Edwardsiidae
Product: histone-lysine N-methyltransferase PRDM9-like
Exons: 7
Coding region: 188-1357 (389 amino acids)
Cellular component (GO): nucleus
Molecular function (GO): histone methyltransferase activity; protein binding
Source: RefSeq, a predicted model, not a curated record